Messenger RNA from Diatraea saccharalis (sugarcane borer), 650 nucleotides. The record is from the annotation of a GenBank genome assembly. NCBI's taxonomy places the organism in Eukaryota, Metazoa, Arthropoda, Insecta, Lepidoptera, Crambidae.
AUAUACUUAUUAAUACAUUUUUGUAUUUCCUGAAUAAUAAUUAUGUAUUUCUCAUUAGAAAUCUCAUAAUGCUGAAAUAAAUUAUGUUGUUUCUGUUAAAUAUUAGAUGCUUGUGAAAAAAUUAGAAAAUGCAGUCAUAACUUGGGAACAACCUUGGUAUCAAUUAUCAACGUGUCUAACUAGACCUUUCAAAGAACCUGCUGAUGCUCAUGAAGAGCAAUAUGAAAUGGGCACUAUGACAAAGGAUGAAAUAGAUCAUAUUGCAAAAAAUUGGCGCAAGUUUAUUAAGAAAUUUGAUGUUCCAGACAAGUUAAUAUGCCUUGCAAGAUGGAGAAACAAAGAACUAAAUCAACGACUGCCUGAAGAGAAAGCCCGUGUAUUUGUGAUAGCAUAUUUAGCUCGUGGCUUAAAGAGAACAAUGUCUCAAAUAUAUAAACACAUUGUUUCGUAUUAUGGAGGAUGCAAUAAAGGGCAAUAUUCAAAGGACGAAGAAAAAGUAAUGGGUAUUUGCUUCCAUCAUUGCCCAAAAAAAGCUGUCACAAUUCUAAGUACGGUGCUCGCCCGGGAACCGAGGGGAAUUUACAAAAGACUUUACUUUACUACAAAUGGUAAGCUCUCAAAAAUGCUAUAAAUAAUCUCACCUCUCACAU